Messenger RNA from Mastomys coucha (southern multimammate mouse), 2988 nucleotides. RefSeq names its product TATA-box binding protein associated factor, RNA polymerase I subunit B (gene Taf1b). Gene Ontology annotation, cellular component: RNA polymerase I core factor complex; RNA polymerase transcription factor SL1 complex. Gene Ontology annotation, molecular function: RNA polymerase I core promoter sequence-specific DNA binding. Gene Ontology annotation, biological process: RNA polymerase I preinitiation complex assembly; nucleolar large rRNA transcription by RNA polymerase I. The record is from RefSeq and is a predicted model, not a curated record. The transcript has 15 exons. The coding region runs from base 984 to 2780 and encodes 598 amino acids. NCBI's taxonomy places the organism in Eukaryota, Metazoa, Chordata, Mammalia, Rodentia, Muridae.
CUUGGGCCGGGAACCUGGCUACGGGUCCAUUCUGGGAGGUUGCGGGUGGAAUUGGGUGGAGUGUUUGUUCAGAGGGGGCGUAGGCCAGAAGGAGGAUGAAGCUGUGGGCUUGUGGGAUGGCCACCCUCAUGGCUCGUCCUCCUUGGAGGGGACCACCCAGCAAAGCUCCCUUUGAUGCUGGGGCGCGUGAAGGAGAGCAGGUCCUGGAACUUGGGAUGCCUCCAAGUAAUCCCUGUCAGUCUAUGUAGGGUACGAACUCCAGACCCUUGCCGAGGGCAUUCUAGUGUGCUUGCUAUCUUAGGGUUUCUGUUGCUGCGAUGAAACACCAUGACCAAAAAAGCAAGUUGGGGAGAAAAGGGUUUAUUUGGCUCACACUUCUAUAUGAUUGUUCAUCAUCUAAAGAACAGGGCAGGAACUUGGAGGCAGGAGCUGAUGCAGAGGCCAUGGAGGGGUGCUGCUUACUGGCUUACUCCUCAUGAUUUGGUCAGCCUGCCAGGUUCUGAAAAACCUAGAACUACCAGCCCUGAGAUGGCACCACCCACAAUGGAUGGACCCUCCCUCAUCAAUAACUGAUUAAGAAAGUGCCUCACAGGCCUACCUGCCACCAGAUGGUAUGGAGGUGUUUUUCUUAAUUGAGCCUCCCUCCUCUCAGAUGCCUUCAGUUUGUGUCAAGUUGACACAAAACCAUCCAGCACACGUGCCCACACCUCGUCAUAAAAGUGGUUAGGAUGCUGCUGAACUUUGCAUGCAAUUUUAACACAAUGGGUAUGUUCAGUAAUUGACCCAUAAGUCACACACCAGAGAAUUAGGAACCAAUUCUGUGUGUGUGUGCACUGGCAGAAUAAUGAUAGAGGGACUCGUGGUAGACAGUAGAUGCUAUUUGUAUCUAUUACAAAUGUAUCUAUUAUAAAUAUAAUAAUGUGUCUAGAUAAUAAAUUGAUAAACCUAAAAUUAUAAUCCACUGUGAUCCAUCCAUAUAGACCAUGAAUGGACCAUAUGCUUCUUUUGCUUACAGUAGAACCCCAAGCACCCAGAAAGCAUUCACAGACCGCUGUUCUCAGUGUGCUGCUGUCUCCUGGGGCCUUACCGAUGAAGGCAAAUAUUACUGUACCUCCUGCCACAACGUCACAGAUCGAUCUGAGGAAGUGGUGAGCACUGCAGUUAUCCCUAACACGAAGAUCAACUCCAUCAGCAGGGGCCUGAGACAGAGAAGCAAGCAUGAGAAAGGCUGGGAUUGGUAUGUGUGUGAAGGUUUCCAGUGCAUACUUUAUCACCAAGCAGAAGCCCUGGAGACCCUCGGAGUAAGCCCAGAACUAAAGAAUGAAGUCUUACACAGCUUUUGGAAGCGCUACCUUCAGAAGAGCAAGCAGGCCUAUUGUAAAAAUCCAGUUCGUACAAGUGGAAGGAAAGCCAAGGUAUUAGAAGACAAUCUGCAGUCCUCUGACUGGGCCAGUGAUCUUGAGCUGCUAAGUGAUACCACAUGUCCCCUUGAAAGUGGAGCAGAGUUCCAGUCUGACCCUCAGACUCCAAAGCCUUUCCCUGUCACCAAAGGAUCACCAAAGUCAGCAGCAUCUGUCUGCUCUGGAUCUGUUGAUGGAGUGGAGUACUCAGAGCGGAAGGAGAAGGGGCUCGUGAAGAUGACCGUGCCCAGGACACUUGCUCUCUGCUAUCUGUCCUUGCUCUGGCAGAGAGAAACAAUUACACUUUCAGACCUUUUGAGGUUUGUUGAAGAGGACCGUAUUCCGUACAUAAAUGCUUUCAAGCUUUUUCCAGAAGAGAUGAAAGUAUAUGGUCGUGACAAAGGCAUCUUUGUUGUAGAGUCUUGGCCUGACUAUGAAGACAUCUAUAAAAACAUGAUUGAAGUCGCCAUAUUUUUAGAUUUGCCUCGUUUCCCAGACAUAACUGAAGACUGCUACCUCCAUCCCAACACCUUGUGUAUGAAAUACUUACUGGAGGUCAAUCUCCCUGAUGAAAUGAACACUUUAACCUGUCAAGUAGUAAAGUUGACUGGAAUUGGAGAAGUGGAUUUUCUGACGUUUGAUCCGAUAGCUAAAAUGAAAAGGACAGUUAAAUAUGAUGUGCAGGCUGUAGCUGUCAUUGUGGUUGUGUUGAAGCUGCUGUUUUUGCUGGAUGACAAGCUGGAAUGGUCCUACUCAGAUCUUGCUGAAGCAUAUAACGAAGAACACAGAGAAGACACACCGCAGUUUGAUUUCAGAAAAUGGUACCAAGUUAUGAAGAAAACUUUUGAUGAGAAAAGACGAAAAUGGGAAGAAGCAAGGGCCAGGUAUGCUUGGAAAACCAAAAGGCCACUCUACCGUUCACACAUUGAUAAGUCAGUCGCAUAUAAGAGAAGAGAAAUGGUAGAGAAUCUUCAAAGACAAUUUAGUGCCCUGGUUGGUUCAGCACCUGUGGUUGAAAAGCAGGCCCCUUCAAGUUUUCAGUUCAACUGGACUGAAGAAGGCACUGAUAGUCCUUGUUUCCAUGGUCAUAGCCUCCAGACACUCCUGAUAACGAAAGGCCAGUCCUUGAUAACCAAGAACCCCCUGUAUUGGCUCAGUACCCAGAAGUUCUGCAAAAGCUACUGUAAACAUGUAACAACUUAUGAAGAAUCAAAUUUUUCUUUGAGUUACCAGUUUAUACUAAACAUCUUCUCCUUCUUACUGAGAAUAAAGGCCUCUGCUCUCCAUGAAGAAGUGAGCUUACUUGAAAAGAAACUUUUUGAAAAAAAAUACAAUGAAUCAAGAAAGAGCUUAAGAUCCAAGAAAGUAAGAAGACAAUGAGAAGCCAGAGAGGGGCUUGCUCUGAAAGGUGCUCUAUAGGAUAAUGGUGUCUUAGUGCUAUGUCCCAGGGAACUGUGUGAAGUCUAUUGUUGAACAGGCAUACACUUUGACACGUGUCUUUACAUGCAUUGUAAAAUAGGCAAACUUUGAAUUAUUUUCAUAAAUAUUUUUUCAGAAAAAUAAAUUUUAUGGAAAUGACACCUGGAAA